Molecule: messenger RNA, 5795 nt
Organism: Bombyx mori (domestic silkworm)
Lineage: Eukaryota; Metazoa; Arthropoda; Insecta; Lepidoptera; Bombycidae
Gene: Sf3b2
Product: splicing factor 3B subunit 2
Exons: 13
Coding region: 377-3145 (922 amino acids)
Cellular component (GO): nucleus; U12-type spliceosomal complex
Source: RefSeq, a predicted model, not a curated record
UUUAUUCGGAAACUAUCUACUUGGAAACCUUUUUUUGGUUAAAUCGAUAGUUCUAACAGAAGACGAUUGUCAAAUUGACCUUCACAAAGUUUUACUAAAACCAAAGGCCAAAAAAGAACCGAAAAAGUGACGACUUAAACAACAGUAAGUAUUAUCUAUAAUUAAGCACAUAGAUUCCACAUUAUACCAUAGACAAGACAGUCUCUGUGGUAUGUUGACACUUAUUGUCAAGCGCGUUAACCUCAAACAAAUCAGUUUUGUUUUUUACUGUAAAUUUAUAAAUGAAUAGAUCUUAAUAAUCACGAACUAAAUCAUACCUUUGUAGUUAAAAGUCUAUUUUAUACAGUGAAUUCAGUAGCAGUACUGUGAAUUAGCUAUGGAUGGUCCACCAGGGACCGGAUCUACGAAUAACAAUGCUUCGGUGGGGCCUCCACCGGGGAUGCCAAACUUUCCUCCGAUGCCGCCACCACCGGGAUCUAUGGGACCGCCACCGGGGUCCAUUGGACCGCCACCAGGAACUAUGGGACCGCCACCAGGAACUAUGGGACCGCCACCAGGAACUAUGGGACCACCACCAGGAACUAUGGGACCGCCACCAGGAGCUAUGGGACCGCCACCGGGAUCCAUGGGGCCUCCACCAAUGGGUCCGCCUGGACCACCACCUGUUAGCUCGUCUGGUGGACCUCCAAACAUGCCGCCGGGAAUAGGUCCACCUCCACCAGGAAUGAUGCCUCCGGGAAUGGGACCACCGCCAAUGGGGCCGCCUGGAAUGGGUCCACCUCCAAUGGGCCCCCCGGGUAUGGGACCUCCUGGUAUGGGUCCACCCGGUAUGGGACCUCCCGGAAUGGGUCCUCCCGGAAUGGGACCUCCAGGAAUGGGUCCACCCCGAAUGCCACCAAAUAUGAUGCGUAAUAAGAAUAAUUAUAAUAAUCAAAAUAUGGACAUGGGACCACCUGGGAUGAGACCACCUAUGGGACCAUGGGAUGGACCACCAGGCCCACCUGGUCCACCUGGCCCCCCUGGGCCUGGGUGGGGAAUGCAAAGUGAUGGUCCGCCAGGAUGGAAUGAUCAAGAUGAUGAUGAUGAAGAAGAAGAAGAAGAAGAUGGGGAAGAAGAUUUAUCCUCUGACCAACAUUCUUCUCUGCCAUCACUCUUGACCAUGAAGAUUGAAACACCAGAAGAAUUUAAAAAUAAACAGGGAAAUGCUGGAGGUGUAGUACUCCCAAAGGCUCUGGAAGAAGCUCUUGCUUACAAAGACCAAAGACAAGCAGCUCUUGGUAGUGAAGAAGAUAAAGAAACAGAUGUGCAAAAAGACAUGGAAGCACCGCCAGCUCCAGUGAUCAGUACGGAGUAUGACGUGGAAGAGGAUGAACAGUCAGACGAUGAAAACAUUCCUGAUCCACCGAUGCCACCAGUAAUUUCCAAACAAGAGUCCCAAGCUAGCAAAUCCAAUAAAAACAAAAGAAAGAAAAAGAAAAAGAAGCUGGCUAAACAGAAACGCAAUGAAGAGUCUAAGACAAAGAACAACGCACAAGAAGAAAAGAGAUCCAGUGACAAAGAAAAUGAAAAAGAAGCAGAUAUUGAAUACGUGCAAGAAAACAUACAGUUUCAUGAAAUGGAACCAAUGUACCGUCAGUUCCAUCGGAUACUGGAAGCAUUUAAAAUUUCGGAGAAAAAGGAAGAGACGAUCAAAGAUGAGGGUAUGGAUGCUCCAAAACCAACAAAACAUCAGGAUAAAGUGCAAGACCAGUUCGCAGCGGAUGAUGAGGCAGCUGAGAAAAACGCAGCCGACGAAAAGGAGCGCCUAUCAAAACGCAAACUAAAAAAAUUGUCGCGUUUGUCAGUGGCCGAACUGAAGCAGCUAGUGGCUCGACCCGACGUCGUGGAAAUGUACGACGUGACCGCGCGGGAUCCCAAACUACUUGUCCAGCUAAAGGCACACAGGAACACUGUCCAAGUACCCAGACAUUGGUGUUACAAGAGGAAGUACUUGCAAGGAAAACGCGGUAUAGAAAAACCUCCCUUCGAUCUACCGGACUUUAUAAAGAAGACAGGAAUCAUGGAAAUGAGAGCAUCGCUGCAGGACAAAGAAGAGACUAAAACCCUUAAAGCGAAGAUGAGGGAACGUUCUAGACCGAAAUUGGGCAAGAUCGAUAUUGACUACCAGAAAUUGCAUGAUGCCUUUUUCAAAUGGCAAACAAAACCGCGUAUGACAAUCCACGGAGAUCUGUACUACGAAGGCAAAGAGUUCGAGACUCGUCUGCGCGAGAAGAAGCCCGGAGAUCUGUCCGAGGAACUGAGAACUGCUCUCGGUAUGCCCGUCGGGCCCGGCUCACAGAAGGUACCACCGCCGUGGUUGAUCGCGCAGCAGCGGUACGGGCCGCCGCCCUCGUACCCGAACCUCAAGAUCCCCGGCCUCAACGCGCCCAUACCCGAGGGGUGCGCCUUCGGCUACCACGCCGGGGGGUGGGGCAAACCGCCCGUCGACGAAAUGGGAAAACCGCUCUACGGAGAUGUCUUCGGACAUCAGACGAGUGGACAAGAUGACGGCGAAGACGUGGACAUCGACAGGACAAUGUGGGGCGAACUGGAGUCUGAAUCAGAAGAAGAGUCGGAGGAGGAGGAAUCGGGCGAGGAGGGCGAGGCAGAGAUGGGCGGGGUCGGCACUCCCGCGGAGGGACUCGCCACGCCGCUCGGACUCAGCUCCGUGCCGCCCGGACUCGAGACUCCCGACAGCAUUGAACUCAGGAAAAAGAAAUUGGACUCCGAUCUUGACGGAGGAGAGACUCCGGCUCUGUACCAAGUACUGCCGGAGCGCCGCGUGGGGGUGACGUCAGGGAUGAUGGCGUCCACGCACGUGUACGACAUUAACGCAACGAACCCCGUGAAGCGAGCGGGCGCGACCUCGACGGGUCACGGCCCGGCGGGCGGCGUGGAGGUCACGCUGGACCCCUCCGAGCUGGAGCUGGAGCCCGAGGCGGUGGCGGCGCGCUACGAGCGCCAUCUGCGCGACCAGCGACCCAACACCCACGAGGACCUCUCCGACAUGCUCGCGGACCACGUGGCCAGGCAGAAGAACAAAAGGAAACGUCAACAGAACACGGACUCAAAACAUGCGAAGAAAUACAAGGAGUUCAAGUUCUAGUGAUUGUAGACUUAUCAUUACAUUUAGUAUUAAGUAUUAUUGUGAAUAAAGGGAUGUGUACUAUGCGUUUCAAAUAAUAUUUCAAAGUGACAAACGAAAUUUGGGUUUUUCUCUCUCUUUUUAAAUACAGAUUUUGACAAAUCAACCGAAAAUAGAAAAAAAAUAUUUUUUUUUACAUUAAGUAUUUAAAUAUUUAAUUCAUUAUUUCUAAAUCGAUAAUGUCUGGUUUUAGAAAGGCUCUGAUCGUAAGUGAUGUGGUUUGUGAAUCUAAACUUGAAGACUAUCUUGAAGAGUAUUUAUUAUGAUUGACAUGAUCUCAGCGGAACACUAGUGGUCGUAAUGACGUGCCGCUUAAAUAUUCGAUUGUAUUUUAUAUGCGUCAAUUAGUGUACUGUUAGUCCAUUGAAAUGUUACAAUUUAAGGAACGAAUAUUGCAUUUUUUAGAGGACGUAAUUUUAUUUUUCGAGGAUGUGUUCUCACUUUUUUGCUUAUAACUUCUUUAAUUUUUAAUUUAGGGCAAAAAGUUAUAUAAACAUAUUUGUAGGCAAAACAAUUUGCUACAAAUAAUGACUACAAUUUUUUGUAAGACGCAUAGUUUCCGAGAUAUCGCGAAAAAAGUUUAUCACCCCUUUUCCCAAGAUGGCGGCUGGGGGACAAGGGUGGCGACCCCACAAACUUCUUAAGCUUCUAUUGACCCCCCACACAUGUCCCAAACAUAAAAUUGCGUCCUAUAAAAAAUGCAAAGCUCCUGUAACAUUUCAAUGGACUAUGUAUACGCUAUCGAUGUGCAGACAAUAGAAGCGAAAAGCGAUGCCUUAAAACCUGAAUUGGUCUUAAUUUUCAUAAGUUUUUUUUUUUACUUUUAAUUGCUUAGAUGGGUGGACGAGUUCGCGGCCCACCUGGUGUGAAGUGGGUUACCGGAGUUCAUAGACAUCUACAACGUAAAUGCCGCCAUCCACCUUGAUAUAUGAGUUCUAAGGUCUCAAUAUAGUUACAACAGCUGCCCCGCCCUUCAAACCGAAACGCAUUACUGCUUUACGGCAGAAAUAGGCGGGUUGGUGGUACCUACCUGUGCGGACUCGCAACAAGUCCUACCACUACGAAAAAUGUCCAUCUAAAAUGGAAUACAGCGACCUACAGAAACAUAGAUUUAUAUCACGAAUGGGUCACGAAAAAUGAUUGACUGACUGUGCUAAUACGAAGAACAGUGAAGUGUGCAAGGCACAGGUAACCAGCUAGUAGUCUAAUUUUAAAGAUAGCACCCAGAAUUCUUUAUUUUUUUUAUUUAUUUUUUAUUGCCCUUGUAGGCAGACGAGCAUACGGCCCACCUGAUGGUGAGUGGUUACCGUCGCCCAUGGACUUCAGCAAUGGCAAUUAUUUAAGGAAUUUCAACUCUGCACACACUUCACUCUGUUUAGAGCUGCUUUAGAUUAUUAUUUAUUAGCGGACCCGACAGACGUUGUUCUGCAAAAAAUCAUUCAAGUCGAUCCAGCCGUUUAGUUGUAGUACUUAUAGAUAAAUAACCUAGAUACCGACUGCAGCGCCAUCUGCCGGGCUGAGUUGUGAAUCUACAACAUCCAGGGUGCCACCCAAAAAAAUCAUUCAAAUCGGUCCAGCCGUUUAGUUGUAGUACUUAUAGAUAAAUAACCUAGAUACCGACUGCAGCGCCAUCUGCCGGGCUGAGUUGUGAAUCUACAACAUCCAGGGUGCCACCCAAAAAAAUCAUUCAAAUCGGUCCAGCCCUUUGGGAGGAUUUCAGUGAAUAACACGCCCAGAAGAAAUAUAUAUAUAUAAAGAUUAUACCACUUGCUACGCUAGCGCUACCGUGGUCGAUUGUUUAGUUAUAAUUUGUUGUUUAUAGCUGGACAAUGUUUUCUUUUAACUUGUGCCUCACGUAGAACACUACACAAUUAAGAUAACUAAAACAAUUAUUUUACUAUAGCUCAAUGACUUUUCCAUAUUAUCGCUUUUGAACCGAUAUAGACUGUCGAAUUUCUAUUGUUAAUAAGAUUAUGACAAACUAUAUUUACUUCAUAUUUAUAUCAUAAAUAUAUCUAUCUAUCUCUUAGGUUUAUGGCGUUUCCUUUUAGAUUUCGCCAAUGUCAAGUGUAUUUAAUACUCUGCUUUCUAUAGCGGGCUUCGUGAACGAGCAAGGUCACAGAUUGUAACUAAGAAUUAAGUGAGUAGCUAAGAAUGUAUGAUGACAGGAUCUCUGUUGAUUUACAAAUAAGACAACACACUUAUAUAAACACACAAAACUAAUAAUUAGCUAAUCAACAGGGAAUAGAACCCAAUAAAGCACCCGAAAAUUAUUAAACAACCAAAACACUUGCUACAAACACUCAACCACAAACCUCUCCCAGUAAUGAAUUCAUUUCAUAUUUAAAUGUUAUAUAAAAUUAUAAACCGCCAAACAUUUGAUUUUGUCAAGCAAAAAUAUUGUUUUUGUUACAACAUCUAGAUUGUAUUAUGCCUACGAAAUGUUGUUUAAAAUGACUGCUCAAAAUGACGGUCAUCUUAUUUGAAUCGCAUCGUACAUAAUUAAUAUUUUAUAUAUCGUUUGCAAGCAUUAGUUAAAUUGAUUUGUGACUUGAUUCCGUGUUGAAUUUCGGAUAAUAUAUGAUGAAAAUAUAUGAAAUAUAAAUAAUAA